AAUAUGAAACAGUGUUCCAAAGGAAGAUUCAUUUUGAGAUAUUUUUUUACAAACAACAAAAAAGUGUUUAUUGAACUCAAGUUAGAAAAUAUAAAAUGAUCCCAUUGGAUUACUUUUUAGUCCUUUUGGAUUAAUCGUAGCUGAAAAUCCCAAAUUACUAAAUAUUAAUACCACCGAUAUAAGAGUAUGCUGCAUACGGUGAGCCGUGCAGAUUUCAUUCGAUCAACGAUUAAAAUAUUGGAAAAGUAUAUGAACCUUGCAUUUGAACAGAGUAUCAAGCAUGGGCCUCAGGCCAGACAGUUUGUUGUUUUAUUUGAUAUGGCUGGAUUUAAUGUGAAACAGUAUACAUGGCGUCCAGCCGCCGAAGUGGUCAUUUCACUCAUAAAAAGCUACGAAGCAAACUACCCGGAAAUCCUUAAAUAUUGCUACAUAAUCAAUGUGCCGAAGGUGUUUGCUAUUGUGUUCAAUAUUGUAAAGAGAUUUUUGGACGAAUAUACGUUGGGUAAAAUUCUAAUUUUCAAGCAAGAUUCAAAAAAAUGGUUGCCUAAAAUGCUUGAACAUAUCGAUCCAUCGCAAAUACCAAAGUAUUUUGGUGGAACUCAAACAGAUGAAGACGGUGACCCGAAAUGUAUGCACAAGUUGAAUUGGGGUGGAAAAAUUCCGAAAGAGAUGUAUGUAAUGCGUGAUGAAAAAGACAAUAACAAUGAGGACUUUAUCGAUACUAUUAUAAAGAAAGGCUCGAAAAUAAAAUUGGAAUUUAAAUGUAUGGAAUCUGGAUGUGCUCUCAAGUGGGAAUUUCGAACGUUCGACCAUGACAUUCGAUUCGGCAUCAAGAGGAAAAAUGAAAAAACGGGCGAAGAGAAUAUCGAAGUCGAUAUGAAACGGGUCGCCUCGCAUCAAUUGGACGAAGAGGGUUUUAUAACUUGUCAACCGGAUUGGACCUGUGAGGAUAACACAUUAUUUUGUUUGCAUUUGCGAAAACGCCACGACCGAAAAACCAAACUAUGCAUGAAUAUGAUGCUUUGUAAAGGGCCAUUCUGACAACAAUGAUUAACUAUAUGUUCGCGCCGUAUACCGUGUAUUACAUUCGCAUACAUUCGUAUGGAUGUAUGUCGUGACAUUGCUAUACGGCGCCUAACAAACAUGUAUUUUGUUUGUACUGCUCUCAGCAGGCAACGUUAUUUAUUACGGCAUGCGAUGAGUUAUUUAUCCCGCUAGAAAUAUCCUACUGCCUGCUGAAAUCAGUACGAACACACAGCCUACAGACACACAUAGCGUAAUAAAGAGAUAAUCGUUUUGUUCUGUUGUUGUGUGUCUAUUACGCUUUCAACAGAUUCCAGCAAGUCGAUGUGUCUGUUGUCGAUAUUUUGUUGUCUGUAAAAUUCUGUAUACAAUUGUACAUAAUGGUGCACGAAA
Messenger RNA from Contarinia nasturtii (swede midge), 1416 nucleotides. RefSeq names its product SEC14-like protein 2. Bases 187 to 1041 code for a protein of 284 amino acids. The transcript has 7 exons. Gene Ontology annotation, cellular component: cytoplasm. The record is from RefSeq and is a predicted model, not a curated record. NCBI's taxonomy places the organism in Eukaryota, Metazoa, Arthropoda, Insecta, Diptera, Cecidomyiidae.